Messenger RNA from Austrofundulus limnaeus, 2304 nucleotides. RefSeq names its product gamma-aminobutyric acid receptor subunit beta-3. Gene Ontology annotation, biological process: monoatomic ion transmembrane transport. Lineage: Eukaryota; Metazoa; Chordata; Actinopteri; Cyprinodontiformes; Rivulidae. Gene Ontology annotation, molecular function: GABA-A receptor activity; extracellular ligand-gated monoatomic ion channel activity. The record is from RefSeq and is a predicted model, not a curated record. Gene Ontology annotation, cellular component: membrane.
GUCUGCUGUUGAUGGGAAUAAAAAGCUCCACGCCAUUUAUGAUACAAGCGUCAACGAACCGGGGAACAUGUCUUUUGUCAAAGAGACUGUGGACAAACUGCUGAAAGGAUACGAUAUCCGUCUCCGGCCGGACUUCGGAGGUCCACCGGUGGCUGUUGGGAUGAGUAUGGAUGUGGCGAGUAUAGACAUGGUGUCAGAAGUGAACAUGGACUACACUCUGACCAUGUAUUUCCAGCAGUAUUGGAGAGAUAAGAGACUGGCCUACGCAGGGAUCCCUCUCAACUUGACUCUGGACAACAGAGUAGCAGAUCAGCUCUGGGUACCAGACACCUACUUCCUCAACGACAAGAAAUCCUUUGUUCACGGUGUUACCGUGAAGAACCGGAUGAUUCGACUCCACCCGGAUGGAACGGUUCUCUACGGCCUCAGAAUCACAACAACAGCAGCCUGCAUGAUGGAUCUGAGGCGAUACCCUCUGGAUGAACAGAAUUGCACCCUGGAAAUCGAAAGCUAUGGUUACACAACAGAUGAUAUAGAGUUUUACUGGAUGGGAGGAGAAAAUGCUGUGACCGGAGUGACACGAAUCGAACUCCCUCAGUUCUCCAUAGUGGACUACAAACUGGUCUCCAGGAACGUGGUGUUUUCCACAGGUGCCUACCCUCGACUGUCUCUGAGCUUCAAGCUGAAGCGAAACAUCGGCUACUUCAUCCUGCAGACGUACAUGCCCUCCAUUCUCAUCACCAUCCUGUCCUGGGUGUCGUUCUGGAUAAAUUAUGAUGCUUCGGCUGCCAGAGUUGCAUUAGGKAUCACCACGGUGCUGACCAUGACCACCAUCAACACCCACCUGAGAGAAACGCUCCCUAAGAUCCCCUACGUCAAAGCUAUAGACAUGUACUUGAUGGGCUGCUUCGUCUUCGUCUUCCUGGCUCUGCUGGAGUACGCUUUUGUCAACUACAUCUUCUUUGGCCGAGGCCCUCAGAUGCAGAAGAAACUGGCUGAGAAGGCUCUGAAGGCCAACAAUGAGCGCAGUAGAUUCGACAGGCCAAAGCAGUCCAUCCUGGGGAGUAUCAACUGCAAGUCUUCAUCUCUGAAACAGUCCAAUCAGGUGCAAAGCCGCUGUCACUCAAGACGGGUCGACUCCCAGGGGAACGUUUUGCUGACAACCUUGGAGAUCCACAAUGAGGUGGGCGGUAAUGAGAUCACAACCACUCUGAGCGAAACCCACAACUCUUCUUCCAUGGUGUUCGACAACUCUGGGGUCCAGUACAGGAAGCCCAGCACGCCGCGCGAAACGGGCCGCCUCAGCUUGGACAGGAACGCCCAGCUGAAGAAAACCCGCCUGCGGAGACGAUCGUCGCAGCUCAAAAUCAAAAUUCCCGACCUCACCGACGUGAACGCCAUUGACAGGUGGUCACGGAUUAUAUUCCCCUCCAUCUUCUCCCUCUUCAACCUGAUCUACUGGCUCUAUUAUGUCAACUAACACACACUGUGCUUUUUUUUUUUCAACCCAACAUUGUCUCAUUCUGGUGUUGGAAUGAGAUCAGACUUCUUUAUGUGGCUCACCUGACUGGUCAAACCCUGAACUUUUUUUUACCAUAAACUUUGGAGGAGCUAUCACUCAGACCAUAAAUGGUGGGAGGAUUUAUCUAUAUGUUUUAUAAAAACUUGCAUGUGCAAACAAUGACUUUGCCCUCCAACCUCUGGGGGCAGCUGGGACGAGGUUUCUCUCAUUGUCUUUGAGAGAAGAGUUAUGUUUCUUAAGAUCAAUCAAUGUUUCUGCCCUCAAAAUAUUUUUAUUAUAUGAGCUCACAUUACUGCGUCCUCUUUAAGCUUUUUUUAUUUUCUUUGACAAACACAGAUGUGUUGAUUUAUACCCACAGACUCUGCCCUGAUCAUUUGACAAUGUUUUGCAACAGAAAUAUGUUUACUUGGUGUUUACCAUGAGUUGAGCGCGGGAAUCAUUAUGUCUGAAGCCGGGUACACACCAAACGCGUUUUGAGCAGCCAAAGCAGUCAGUUUAUAUGCAAAGUCUGUGGUGGACGCACGUCUAGGAGCAGCGAGCCACGUUCAGCCCCUUUAGCGUGGCGCGCAAAGUAGAGAUAGGUGCGGUAGGGCGUUUUCCAUGCAUGCAGCACAUCCAAUGCUGCCGACACUCGAGUUCAAAAAAUUGAACUUUCGCUGCUCGACGCACCAAUCAGAGAGACUCAUCUUUCCACAUGACGGUUUCCUGAACCUGAAACAGACGGACAGGAGCUCUUUAGCUGAAAUCGACUGUCUGUAGUUGGUGUUCUGGCUGGAGAUAUC